Molossus molossus (Pallas's mastiff bat) is the source of this 1758-nucleotide messenger RNA. It is a transcript of the gene SCNN1D, whose product is annotated as sodium channel epithelial 1 subunit delta. Gene Ontology annotation, molecular function: ligand-gated sodium channel activity. The coding region runs from base 1 to 1758 and encodes 585 amino acids. The transcript is spliced from 13 exons. Gene Ontology annotation, cellular component: membrane. Gene Ontology annotation, biological process: sodium ion transmembrane transport. The record is from RefSeq and is a predicted model, not a curated record. Lineage: Eukaryota; Metazoa; Chordata; Mammalia; Chiroptera; Molossidae.
AUGGAAGCAACCGCACAGGCUGGAGCAGCGGCCCAAGCCCCUGGUGUGGAGCCCAGGACCUGGAAGUCCGAGCAGACCCAGCCGCCGCCACUGCCGCCGAGUGAGGAGGGACACGGGGAGAGGCUGGUGGAGCUGCACACCUCCUUCAGGGAGCUGUUCACCUUCUUCUGCGCCAACGCCACCAUGCACGGGGCCAUCCGCCUCGUCUGCUCCAGCCAGAACCGCCUCAAGACGGCAUCCUGGGGGCUGCUGUUCCUGGGCGCCACGGGCGCGCUCUACUGGCAAUUCGGGGUCCUCUUCGAGCAGUACUGGGGCUACCCCGUCAUCAUGACCGUGUCCGUGCACUCGGAGGGAAAGCUCUUUCCCUCGGUCACUCUCUGUGACAUGAACCCACACCGGCCCAGACUAGCGAGCCAACAGCUGCAGGCCCUGGACGAGUUUGCCCGGGAGAACAUCUACGCCCUCUAUAAGUUCAACUUCAGCGGGAGUGGGGAUGCCCCCUUGGCAGAGGACCGGGGCCCGGAGCCCACCUUCCGGCUGGACCGCAGCAUCCGCCUGCAGAAGUUGAGCGGCCCAGGUGGGCAGAACAGUGUGGGUUUCAGACUGUGUAACAGCACCGGCGGCGACUGCUUCUACCGUGCCUACUCGUCAGGCGUGACGGCUGUGCGUGCGUGGUAUCGCUUCCACUACCUGGACCUCCUGGGUGCGCUGCCCACGGACCAUGAGCACAGCCACCAAGACCACGGCGGCCACUUUGUCUUCUCCUGCCACUACAAUGGCCAGGACUGCCAGGCCAGGCAUUUCCAGACGUUCCACCACCCCUCCUACGGCAGCUGCUACACCUUCAGUGGCAUGUGGGCCGCGCAGCACCCAGGCAUCACCCACGGGAUCAGCCUGGUUCUCAGGGCUGAGCAGCAGGACCACCUCCCGCUCCUGUCCACGGAGGCUGGCAUCAAAGUCAUCGUGCACAAGCGCGACCACACACCCUUCCUGGAACACCUCGGCUUCAGCAUCCGGCCGGGCACUGAGACCACCAUCGGCAUCCGAGAGGACGAGGUGCACCGGCUCGGGAGCCCCUACGGCAACUGCACGGAGGGCGCGGAGGGCGCGGGCGUCCCCCUGCUGUACAACGCCACCUACACCAUGCAGGCCUGCCUGGUCUCCUGCUUCCAGCUGCUGAUGGUGAACACCUGCUCCUGCGGCUACUACUUCUACCCCCUGCCGGCGGGGGCUGAGUACUGCAGCUCUGCGCGGCACCCAGCCUGGGGCCACUGCUUCUACCGCCUCUACAGACAACUGGAGAACCACCAGCUUCCCUGCGUCUCACGCUGCCCCAGGCCCUGCAGAGAGUCUUCAUACAAGCUCUCUGCCUGGACCUCCAUGUGGCCUUCCUCCAAGUCAGAGGACUGGAUCCUGGCUGUGCUGGGCCAGCAUAGCCGCCGGCACCUGGGCCGGAGCCCUGGCCAGAGCCCUGGCCGGAGCCCUCGCUGGAGCCAGAGACCUAGGAGCAACGUGGCCAAGGUGAACAUCUUCUUCCAGGAGCUCAACUACCGCACAGUGGACGAGACGCCUGUGUACUCCGUGCCGCAGCUGCUGUCAGCCAUGGGCAGCCUCUGGAGCCUGUGGUUCGGCUCGUCCGUCCUCUCCGUCGUGGAGCUGCUGGAGCUGCUGUUCGAUGCCGUGGCCCUCACCUUGCUGUUGGGCUGCCGCCGGCUCCACCGGGGGCAGGGGUCCCAGCGGCGGGCAGCCCACACCUAG